Molecule: messenger RNA, 4156 nt
Organism: Brienomyrus brachyistius
Lineage: Eukaryota; Metazoa; Chordata; Actinopteri; Osteoglossiformes; Mormyridae
Product: F-box only protein 40-like
Exons: 4
Coding region: 145-2160 (671 amino acids)
Cellular component (GO): cytoplasm
Molecular function (GO): zinc ion binding; ubiquitin protein ligase activity; protein binding
Source: RefSeq, a predicted model, not a curated record
CACUCAAGUCAUCUUAAAGAGAUACUCUGUUCAGAAGUGACAGUGUUGGAUCGCCACCGGAGAGCCUUCACUUACUUUGCCUUAGUAUUGUACCUAUGAGAAAAAGGAGCUAAGGGAAAUUCCUUUGUUAAAAUCAAAUUAAAUAUGAGAAGGAACCGGAGGCCUGUAGUGAGGGAGCACCAGCACUGUGAGAGAUGCUUCAGAUUAAACUGUAAAGCACCCAUUGAGAUCCCCGUGUCCUGUAUGGUCAUCAGCUGCCGCCUGCUGUGUGGUGCCACUUUUCACAUGUGUAAGGAGGAGGAGCACCGCCUGCUGUGUCCCAAAGAGACGGUGUCCUGCCUCAACGCGGCCUACGGCUGCCCCGCCACCAUGCUCCGAUCACAGUUAGCCCAGCACCUGAAGGUGUGUCCUGCCAGUGUUAUUAGCUGCUCCAUGGACUGGAACCGCUGGCCUAUUGCGGAUACAGAUGGUAUGUUUUACAAGAAUGCCGUUAAAGAACCAUUCUCCGAUGAGCACCUAGACCUCUGCAUGGCCCUAAGAGACCAAAAGCUGGUGUGUAAUAAACUCAAAGUGAAAGCAUUUUUCCCUGAGUUGAUGGAGGACGUUGAAGAAGCUGAGGACUCCGCAGAAGGUGCGAUGGGCGGUGUUGAUCCUACAGAUGAUGAAAGCACCACGUGGAUUUCUGACUGCAGCAGCGCAAUGUCAGACAUGCAAGAGCUCAUGGCUAAGAAUAAAGACGGGCUGGAUAUCAGGAAUCACGAGCUGGCAGAGAAAAUGUUCAGUAAGGAGAAGGGUGGCUGCAUGCAAGCGGCCAAAGCCAAGGUCGAUGGCCAAACACCUGCCAAUCAACAAAAAACACAGGGAAGCAGUAGCCAUCAACAGGCUGAAGAAACGUGCCGGGACAAAAAUGAACCAGAAACAGAAACUACAGAUGCUACGCAUAUUGGAUUUGCCCCUUGGGAUGAAGGGGUCCUGGAGAGGCUAGGAAAAGAGGUAAAUCCAAGAGAAUAUAAUAUGUAUAUUGUGCAUCAUGGACGUAUGUUAAUCCGAUUUGGCCAGAUGUCUGCUUGCACCCCUAGAGAGAGAGAUUUUGUUUAUGGCAGCCUUGAACCCAUACCUGUUCAAACCCUUAGAUCCUUCAAAGUUCCCACCAGUUACAAGGAGAAACGUAUCCAUCUGAAAGAUCCUGCUGUGAGAGCAAAGACUGAGGACAAAAGUGUGGACACAGCAGAUUUGGGAUUUUCUGAAGAAGACAUUCCGAUAAUGGAUGAACUCCAAAUGACGUUAUUGUGCUCCACAGAGAAAGAACUUAGAGGUCAUAAAAUAUGUGAAACUGUGGUGACGGAUGGUCUUUUUGUGGACUUUGCUACGCAAACCUAUCACUUCCAGUCUGCUCCGUUUAAGCGGAAUGCCUAUCUAGCAGAUAUCAUUCCUGAUAAGACUUUGAACCUCCAUGUUCAGAUUCAAACUGACGGUGUGACCGGCAGACACAACAGAACCAACUCCGCCUUCACCUUCCUCUGCAAUCACACUUUCCGGCGGGACGAAUUCUCUUCGCAUUUCAAAAACGUGCACGUAGACAUUCAGUCCUGUUUAAACGGCUGGUUUGAGGAGCGAUGCCCCUUAGCUUACCUUGGCUGCACCUACAGUCAGAAGAGGUUUCAGCCCUCUACACAAAGGGCUACCGUGUCAUACAAUGUGGAGCUCAGUACCUUAUCCUUGAGACCAGAGGUCCCCCCUUCGCUCUCUCAGGGCGUGAAAGCAGGUCUACCUGACAGGAAACGCGAACGCAAUACGGAUGUGCUUAGCCGACUGCCUUUUGAAAUCCUGUUGCACAUUGCUCGCUUCCUCGAUAGCUUCAGCUUGUCUCAGCUGGCUCUUGUUUCUCAGACGAUGCGAGAAAUGUGUGCAACCCUGCUAAAGGAUCGAGGCAUGGUCUCCCUGAAGUGGAAAAAGAAGACUUACGCCCAUGGAGGAUCUCGCUGGAAGUCCCAAAAGGUGUGGCAGUUCAGCAACCUCUUCUCCACGGUGGAUAAAUGGAGUUUCGCUGAGACUCUGUCCAUGUCGGAGCAUCUAAAGCGCUGCUCUUUCUACCAGACUGAGAGGAAGACUGAACCUGUGGCCCUGAUCCAGAUGUGUGACAAGAAAAUGAAGAGAUGAGCUUCUCAAUCUGAUUGUGUGGUCGAGCCUUAUUGAUGUUGCUGAGAUAUACUGUAUAUAACACUGUUACCACACUUGACCCUUUUUAAAGAAUGAGGCUUUACUUUAAUAUUUUCGGUUCAGCCCAGGCCAACUUAAAUAAAUAUUACACACAGAUCUAAGACACACAGAUUUAAAAUUUCAUAUAUUUACAGCCAGCAUAAAAAUUGGAAUAAAUAAGUAUAUCUGUACUAUUGCGAAUCUUUUUGAGCAUCUAAAAAAAUCUGACAUGGGAAAUCAGCGAUUGAUAUCUUAUUACACAUAAAGAGUUACAAAGCUAUUUUGGGAUAGUGAAUACAUUGAUCAGCCGUAACAUUAAAAGCACUGACAGGUAAAGAAAAUAACAUUGAUUACAGAUGCUCCUCUAAUUAUGAACGAGAUAUGUUCUGAAUGGCUGUUUGUAACUUUAAAUGUUCGUAAGUUGUCAUUCAACAUCAUUUUAAGGGUAUGCACAAGUACAAAGAACUAGGCUGCUGGGAGUACGUACGCUCCACUGCUGCGCGGCGGGAGUAGCGGCCAGGAGUCGUACUAAACGAAAGAAAAAAAAGAUCACAAACAGGAAACAGGAGCCCAAUGAACACAAUUUGGACUUACAGUCCUCUUCGUUCGUAUGUCUGAAAGUUCGUAAAUUGAAAGUCCGUAAGUAGAGGAGCGUCUGUACUUCAUUAGCCAUUAUAUAUUACACCAUAGCCUCCUAAGAAAAUCAUUCAUGCAUCCAUUCAUCUUCUAGCUGCUUAUCUAGUGCAGGGCGGCUCAAGGUGUCACAAGGCAGGGAUGAGUGCAUUGCAGUGCACACACACAGUCAUAAAGUACAUGUCCAAUAGACAGCGGAAGGGGAACCACAUGACACAGGGCACGUGAAGUGCAGGAGCCCAAGUCAAACAUCCAUCCAUCCAUCCAUCCAUCCAUCCAUCCAUCCAUCCAUUCAUGCAUGUGACAUCUUCAAGUCACAUGGGGCCCUGAAGCCAAUUGCAGGCAGCGCAGGGCAUGUGACUGGGCUACAUCCUGGUGAACAGGGCCAGUGUUUUAGUGAAAUAAAAAAUGAAUUCUGAAAAUCCUGAGAAUAAUCUAGAAAAAACUGAAAUUUGACUAUAUAGUGGCAACAAUACUGAUUAGAAUGCCUUGAGGUCCAAUCUUAACUCAAAUGGCUUUAAAUAUUAUUUUUAUUGGCCAUAUAUGUCCAUCCAUACUUCUACAAUCUAAGUGCCUGAUGACUAUUUUUCUGCCUUCAUAAAAUGUGGCAUAGAAAUUGUGCACAUGGAAUUAUACAGAAAAUAUUAGAGCUGCAACCUGAACCGUGCCUUAGGCGGGAUGUGUCACACUAUCCUGUUUGCCUGCAAGCUCUAUUUAUAUCACCGUUUCACCCUAUUUUGAAGGUUGCGCAAACUCUGGGCGGUCAAACUAAUAGCAAUAGAAGAGCUGACAUGUCUCAUUAACUCGGCGGUAAGGAUAUCUUUUUGUCAAAGAUCAAACGACUUCACCCGAGUUCCAUUUCGCUAUCACGCCUGCUGUCGUGUCACUUGUUAUUUUAAAAAUGCUGUUAAGUAUUCUUCAAAAAUUAGAAUUUGGUUGUGUGUUGUGUGUUACGUCUGGACAGCUUACGUGGUGCAGGAGUUCGGUCAAAGCUGAAGUGGUCUGCUUAUAUUAUUGUUUUUGCAUGUGAGGAUUUGCUUCCUCUUGUACGAUUCAUUUGUAACAAUCUAGCACUGACAUUUGACGUGGCUUAGCAUGGCUUUAAUUAAAUGCAAGAAAACCUGCAUGAUCUCUUUUGUUUCUCUGCAAAUUGUUUUUCUUUGUAAUUCUGCCAUCUACGGGAAAAUAUCACUUUAACCUACUAUAUCACUAUAUGAUGAAUUAUAGAGAUAAAUUAUACUUCUAUUCUAUGUCAGCUUGCAGGUAAAUUCCUAUUAAUCUUUUAUCAGUAUCCACAUGAAAUAAACAUAUAUGUGGGUGAGAA